Messenger RNA from Cryphonectria parasitica EP155, 213 nucleotides. RefSeq lists its product as uncharacterized. The record is from RefSeq and is a predicted model, not a curated record. The annotation marks the transcript as partial. The transcript is spliced from 3 exons. Gene Ontology annotation, biological process: microtubule nucleation by interphase microtubule organizing center; mitotic spindle assembly; gamma-tubulin complex localization. Lineage: Eukaryota; Fungi; Ascomycota; Sordariomycetes; Diaporthales; Cryphonectriaceae. Gene Ontology annotation, cellular component: spindle; interphase microtubule organizing center; gamma-tubulin ring complex.
CCUCCCCCACAAGAAGAAAACAAGCAAGCCUCGGCCAACGCAGCCGUCAACAUCCUACAAGAAAUCUCAGAGAUUCUCAACUGCCACCUCGACCGUAGGGAACUAUCAAUAUGCAUCUCCCUGAUCGAGCGGGGUGUCAACCCCGAGGCCCUAGCUACAACGAUCAAGGAGCUGAGGAACGGCGCGCAGGAGGCCAAAAUCGAGCUUGAGGCA